Molecule: messenger RNA, 1846 nt
Organism: Cuscuta europaea
Lineage: Eukaryota; Viridiplantae; Streptophyta; Magnoliopsida; Solanales; Convolvulaceae
Source: the annotation of a GenBank genome assembly
UGUGCUAUGUGGCUCACUGGCAUUAUCACAAUCUCCACGACUCCACUGGCUCAUGGUGAUCUGAACUUUCAACUCCGCAGCAAGAAUCCAUGGCUAAAACGUUUAUUUCAUCGCACUCGUUUCUUGGUACACCUUUUCCGUCCUCCCCCCACCAUGGAAGCUUUCCGCAGAGUCGACUCCUCUCCACCCGAGUGAAACUCAGCUUCCAUGAGCUCCCGCCUAUUCAAGCCCUCCACUCUUCUGUCGAUUUCGGAGCAAUUUUUACUCGAGCAGAGAACUUUCUGUAUACAAUUGCUGAUGCCGCCGUUGCUACUGACGCUGCUAUAGGCGGCUCUGCUUCAGAUGCUUCAACUGCAGUUACUCAGAAAAAUAACGGUUGGUUCGGAUUCGUUUCCGACUCCAUGGAGUUUGUGUUAAAGGUACUAAAGAACGGACUUGAAGCUGUACAUGUUCCAUAUUCUUAUGGAUUCGCCAUUAUAUUGCUUACGGUUAUUGUAAAAGCUGCUACACUUCCAUUGACAAAGCAACAGGUUGAAUCAACUCUGGAAAUGCAAAAUCUCCAACCAAAAAUCAAAGCAAUUCAACAAAGAUAUGCUGGGAACAAGGAAAGAGUACAACUUGAGACAGCACGCUUGUAUCGUCAGGCAGGUGUUAAUCCUUUGGCAGGAUGCUUACCAACAUUGGCUACAAUACCAGUAUGGAUAGGAUUGUAUCAAGCUUUAUCAAAUGUGGCAAACGAGGGACUGCUUACGGAAGGUUUCUUGUGGAUUCCUUCAUUGGGAGGCCCAACCACUAUAGCUGCUCGACAGAGUGGAGCUGCAAUUUCUUGGCUCUUCCCAUUUGUGGAUGGGCAUCCACCUCUAGGCUGGCAAGACACUGCAGCUUACCUUGUAUUACCUAUUCUCUUGGUGGUCUCUCAGUAUGUAUCAAUGGAAGUAAUGAAGCCUCCCCAAACAGAUGAUCCCACUCAAAAGAACACGCUUCUUAUCUUCAAGUUUCUUCCUCUCAUGAUUGGUUACUUUUCUCUGUCUGUCCCAUCUGGUUUAACAAUUUAUUGGUUCACAAAUAAUGUGUUGAGCACUGCACAACAAGUGUGGUUACGCAAAUUAGGUGGUGCGAAGCCUGUUGUUACUGAAAAUACAAGUGGCAUAAUAAGUGCUGGAAGAGCAAAAAGAAUGGGUUAUCAACCAGUGCAGACUGGGGAUAGAUAUAGGCAGCUGGAGGAAGAAGAGAAGAAAAGGUCGAACAGGGGACUAACUACAGAGCAGGGACAAAUAUCAGCUUUGGCCUCAGAUUCAGAGAAUGAAUCGAUGGAAACCGAUUCGGAGAAAAUGGAGGUUCUUGAAGAGGCAUACACUUCUUCUGGAAACGGCAAAAAAAAUCCAGACUACGCUGGGGUGCCAAGAAGGAGUAAACGAUCUAAGCGGAAGCGUGCCGUAUGAAAGUGAUAGCCAUUUUGAAGUCAGUUUAAUUGUAUACUUGGAAAAUGGUUGUAAUUUAGAUUAUUAGCUAUAGAUGCCAUUUCCACAUCAACCAUUAGUUUGUGGUACAUAUAACUACCACUCACCGCAUUUGUUUGUAGGACAUUGCUUAUUCCACCUAUUUAAGUGUUUUUCUACUCCAAGGGAAGUUUUUAAAACAUUCUAUUAUAGUCUCUCUUCAAACUUGUUUUAUUCCUCACUGGGUGUUGUUGAUUCAGAGGUACAAAAUCAUGUACUUCAAAUAUGUGUUUAUAAUGUCUGAAGUAGGAUAUUGUAUCCAGGCUUGCUUAGAGAAAUACUUUUUUGUAACAAAUAUUUGUAUAGUUGUCUCAAUUAUGUAAUUUUCUACUUAUUGCUUGGGUUCU